AUGCAGGUUGAUGAAGAUAUUGGGAAGCUGUACCGUCGUCAUAGUGAUCUCAUUGAAAAAUAUUUCAUUUCUUUGUGCUAUCCCGAGUUUGGUGAUAUCAGACGAACUGCCAGAAAACAGAACAAUGAAUCAUAUCAACCAGUCUCGUACCUCCGUGACGUCAGUGACAGGAGAAGUGUUUCUACUGGGAUGGCAUACGAUAAUUAUGCCAUCAAUGACGACCUUUCUGAUGGGACCCCUAACUGGAACUUAAUGGCAUACAACUCCAAACGACGAUGGAGUAAAUCUAGCUGGCCAGGGAUAUAUGAAUCAGACAAUGAUAGUUCUGUACGACACCACACUCAGCCUCAACGGUCCUAUCAUUCGCCCAGAGACAGAAGGAGAAGAAACCCAAAAGCCUUACUUUCAAUUCUGACAGUAUCAAUGGUAUUAAUGGUAAUAGCGACCCCACUGCUGAUCGUCUUCGUCUUCAGAGAAAGAAGCGAUCCAACCGAAGGGACUGUCAACUUGGAAUUAAAGCUAGCAGACCAAUUUCAAAAGGGCAUGGGCGAUUCCACAUCACCUGUGUUCCAAUCAACGGAGAAUGAACUUUGUGGAGGGGCUAAACAAGCUUUAACCACCAGGGGAAAUUUUCCAUUGGACACUAGCAUUGCCUGCAAACUUGAAUCACUUCGAGAAGGCAGCAUCAUUGCUACACUCGUGAUCACUAUUAUCGGGCGAUACACUAUACCGGUCAGUAACAAGUAUGUCGAGGCGAUAACGACGCACAUUGGAGUAAAUGGGACACUUGGGUCCUUCACAGUCAUUGAAGGGUCCAUAUUCGUUAUUGCAGCUUCAUAUUUGACACAAGGAGUAACGACUCAUGUUUCAAAUAAUACAACCACUCUAGAGCAAACAACAACCACAACCACUCCAGAUCCAACCACAACCACGACUACAACCACUCCAGAUCCAACCACAACCACUCCGGAUCCAACAACAACUACAACCACUCCAGAUCCAACAACAACUACAACCACUCCAGAUCCAACCACAACAACAACCACUCCAGAUCCAACCACAACCACAACCACUCCGGAGCCAACCACAAGUACUGCGGAGCAGACCACCUCCACAAGCGUAACAACAACCACGAGACCUAUCCCUGCUAGAAUUCAACUUAACAGUUCGCUUACAUCUCCGCAUGAGAAUCUAUUCAUUGAAUGCAACAUUCAGAACCCACCGAACACCUGGGAUCAGGUGAAGGUUAUCUCCUCUGACGACAACAUUGGAGUUGUAGCUGUUGGCUAUUCUAAUGGAACAAUACAGAAAGACAACAACUCGUACCAACUGACCCUUGAACCCGGCGAUAGCAAAGUAACAUUAAGUCUUCUUUUUCCCAACACCACGAAGCAUUGUUUUGUCAGGAGUAACUACACGUGUCAACUUCAUAGCAAUGGAAAUAUAUUUGUGGAGUCCAUGGAAUACAUUUCCAUCCCAGUUGCAGACGCAGCGGAGAAUAUCCACAUUGUUGGGCCUACAACGGUGAACGAGGGUGAUAGUUAUGUGGUGAACUGUAGCGGGGAUCUGGCUCCAUCAGAUAGUACACUGGACCUGUAUACCAGAACCGUAAACGCCACGUUAUUUACAAAGUCUCCAAUUAGUCCUCAAAUCACGAAUGGUGACGUCACCGAAUCCUGCUACCUCCACACAACACAGAAGUACAGUCUCAGCGCCAGUAAGACUGACAAUGGCACAGAGAUGAGGUGUGAGGCAGCGAAUUCCUUCCCUGGUUCACAGACGAUCUCUAGCGCACAAAUGAUCUUGGUGAAAGUUGCCGAACUAGUAAUUGAAACAUCGCUUACACCAACACAUGAGGAUCUCAAAAUUGAAUGUAAUAUUCAAAACGCUCCGAACACCUGGGAUAAGGUUAAGCUUAUCUCCUCUGACGACAGCAUUGGAGUUGUAGCUGUUGGCUAUUCUAAUGGAACAACACAGAAAGACAACAACUCGUACCAACUGACCCUUGAACCCGGCGAUAGCAACGUAAAAUUGAGUCUUCUUUUUCCGAACACCACGAAGCAUUGUUUUGUUAGGAGUAACUACACGUGUCAACUUCAUAGCAAUGGAAAUAUAUUUGUGGAGUCCAUGGAAUACAUUUCCAUCCCAGUUGCAGACGCAGCGGAGAAUAUCCACAUUGUUGGGCCUACAACGGUGAACGAGGGUGAUAGUUAUGUGGUGAACUGUAGCGGGGAUCUGGCUCCAUCAGAUAGUACACUGGACCUGUAUACCAGAACCGUAAACGCCACGUUAUUUACAAAGUCUCCAAUUAGUCCUCAAAUCACGAAUGGUGACGUCACCGAAUCCUGCUACCUCCACACAACACAGAAGUACAGUCUCAGCGCCAGUAAGACUGACAAUGGCACAGAGAUGAGGUGUGAGGCAGCGAAUUCCUUCCCUGGUUCACAGACGAUCUCUAGCGCACAAAUGAUCUUGGUGAAAGUUGCCGAACUAGUAAUUGAAACAUCGCUUACACCAACACAUGAGGAUCUCAAAAUUGAAUGUAAUAUUCAAAACGCUCCGAACACCUGGGAUAAGGUUAAGCUUAUCUCCUCUGACGACAGCAUUGGAGUUGUAGCUGUUGGCUAUUCUAAUGGAACAACACAGAAAGACAACAACUCGUACCAACUGACCCUUGAACCCGGCGAUAGCAACGUAAAAUUGAGUCUUCUUUUCCCCAACACCACGAAGCAUUGUUUUGUCAGGAGUAACUACACGUGUCAACUUCAUAGCAAUGGAAAUAUAUUUGUGGAGUCCAUUGAGUACAUUUCCAUCCCAGACGCAGCGGAGAAUAUCCACAUUGUUGGGCCUACAACGGUGAACGAGGGUGAUAGUUAUGUGGUGAACUGUAGCGGGGAUCUGGCUCCAUCAGAUAGUACACUGGACCUGUAUACCAGAACCGUAAACGCCACGUUAUUUACAAAGUCUCCGAUUAAUCCUCAAAUCACGAAUGGUAACGUCACCGAAUCCUGCUACCUCCACACAACAAAGAGGUACAGUCUCAGCGCCAGUAAGACUGAUAAUGGCACAGAGAUGAGGUGUGAGGCAGCGAAUUCCUCCCCUGGUUCAAAGACGAUCUCUAGCGCACAAAUGAUCUUGGUGAAAGUUGCCGAACUAGUAAUUGAAACAUCGCUUACACCAGCACAUGAGGAUCUCAAAAUUGAAUGUAAUAUUCAAAACACUCCGAACACCUGGGAUAAGGUGAAGCUUAUCUCCUCUGACGACAGCAUUGGAGUUGUAGCUGUUGGCUAUUCUAAUGGAACAACACAGAAAGACAACAACUCGUACCAACUGACCCUUGAACCCGGCGAUAGCAACGUAACACUAAGUCUUCUUUUCCCCAACACCACGAAGCAUUGUUUUGUCAGGAGUAACUACACGUGUCAACUUCAUAGCAAUGGAAAUAUAUUUGUGGAGUCCAUGGAGUACAUUUCCAUCCCAGUUGCAGACGCAGCGGAGAAUAUCCACAUUGUUGGGCCUACAACGGUGAACGAGGGUGAUAGUUAUGUGGUGAACUGUAGCGGGGAUCUGGCUCCAUCAGAUAGUACACUGGACCUGUAUACCAGAACCGUAAACGCCACGUUAUUUACAAAGUCUCCGAUUAAUCCUCAAAUCACGAAUGGUAACGUCACCGAAUCCUGCUACCUCCACACAACAAAGAGGUACAGUCUCAGCGCCAGUAAGACUGAUAAUGGCACAGAGAUGAGGUGUGAGGCAGCGAAUUCCUCCCCUGGUUCAAAGACGAUCUCUAGCGCACAAAUGAUCUUGGUGAAAGUUGCCGAACUAGUAAUUGAAACAUCGCUUACACCAGCACAUGAGGAUCUCAAAAUUGAAUGUAAUAUUCAAAACACUCCGAACACCUGGGAUAAGGUGAAGCUUAUCUCCUCUGACGACAGCAUUGGAGUUGUAGCUGUUGGCUAUUCUAAUGGAACAACACAGAAAGACAACAACUCGUACCAACUGACCCUUGAACCCGGCGAUAGCAACGUAACACUAAGUCUUCUUUUCCCCAACACCACGAAGCAUUGUUUUGUCAGGAGUAACUACACGUGUCAACUUCAUAGCAAUGGAAAUAUAUUUGUGGAGUCCAUGGAGUACAUUUCCAUCCCAGUUGCAGACGCAGCGGAGAAUAUCCACAUUGUUGGGCCUACAACGGUGAACGAGGGUGAUAGUUAUGUGGUGAACUGUAGCGGGGAUCUGGCUCCAUCAGAUAGUACACUGGACCUGUAUACCAGAACCGUAAACGCCACGUUAUUUACAAAGUCUCCGAUUAAUCCUCAAAUCACGAAUGGUAACGUCACCGAAUCCUGCUACCUCCACACAACAAAGAGGUACAGUCUCAGCGCCAGUAAGACUGAUAAUGGCACAGAGAUGAGGUGUGAGGCAGCGAAUUCCUCCCCUGGUUCAAAGACGAUCUCUAGCGCACAAAUGAUCUUGGUGAAAGUUGCCGAACUAGUAAUUGAAACAUCGCUUACACCAGCACAUGAGGAUCUCAAAAUUGAAUGUAAUAUUCAAAACACUCCGAACACCUGGGAUAAGGUGAAGCUUAUCUCCUCUGACGACAGCAUUGGAGUUGUAGCUGUUGGCUAUUCUAAUGGAACAACACAGAAAGACAACAACUCGUACCAACUGACCCUUGAACCCGGCGAUAGCAACGUAACACUAAGUCUUCUUUUCCCCAACACCACGAAGCAUUGUUUUGUCAGGAGUAACUACACGUGUCAACUUCAUAGCAAUGGAAAUAUAUUUGUGGAGUCCAUGGAGUACAUUUCCAUCCCAGACGCAGCGGAGAAUAUCCACAUUGUUGGGCCUACAACGGUGAACGAGGGUGAUAGUUAUGUGGUGAACUGUAGCGGGGAUCUGGCUCCAUCAGAUAGUACACUGGACCUGUAUACCAGAACCGUAAACGCCACGUUAUUUACAAAGUCUCCGAUUAAUCCUCAAAUCACGAAUGGUAACGUCACCGAAUCCUGCUACCUCCACACAACAAAGAGGUACAGUCUCAGCGCCAGUAAGACUGAUAAUGGCACAGAGAUGAGGUGUGAGGCAGCGAAUUCCUCCCCUGGUUCAAAGACGAUCUCUAGCGCACAAAUGAUCUUGGUGAAAGUUGCCGAACUAGUAAUUGAAACAUCGCUUACACCAACACAUGAGGAUCUCAAAAUUGAAUGUAAUAUUCAAAACACUCCGAACACCUGGGAUAAGGUGAAGCUUAUCUCCUCUGACGACAGCAUUGGAGUUGUAGCUGUUGGCUAUUCUAAUGGAACAACACAGAAAGACAACAACUCGUACCAACUGACCCUUGAACCCGGCGAUAGCAACGUAACACUAAGUCUUCUUUUCCCCAACACCACGAAGCAUUGUUUUGUCAGGAGUAACUACACGUGUCAACUUUAUAGCAAUGGAAAUAUAUUUGUGGAGUCCAUGGAAUAUAUUUCUAUUCCAGUUGUAGAUUUAGCGGAAAAUGUCGGAAUUGACGGAAGUACAACCUGGAAUGAAAGAGACAGAUAUGUUGUGAACUGCACUGGGGAUUUGACCCCACCAUCCAGUACACUAGACUUGUACACUAGAAUUUCAAACAGUACGCCAUUUAUAAAGUCUGAUGUAACUCCUUUUGUGACGAUAACUGGAAAAACAGAUGCCUGCUAUCUCCAAACAACAAAGAGCUACACUUUUCUUGCUGUGAGGAGUGUAAACGGUUCUGAACUAAGGUGUGAAGGACUUAACAGCACAAUCAGAACAACCUCGAUGUCGGAUUCAAAGCUGAUCAUGGUACGGGUUGCAGAGAUGGAAAUGAACGAUUCACUGACAAAACCUGGAGAGGAGAUCACCAUUACCUGUAACGUCCGGUAUGCUCCCUCGGGUUGGGACAACUUCAGUAUCGUAUCCAUUGAUAAGAAUGAUAUAUAUGUUAUAGCGUAUCCAAACGGAACUAUCGCGAAGGGCAACAACUUGUACACAGCUGGAUUACAACAGAACAACGAUGAUCUGACACUUGCAGUCCGUGUUCCUAACACCACCACCACCACACAUUGUACCGCUAGAGGGAACUAUGUAUGUACCUUGACAGACGACGGUGGCAUCGUCAUCAAUGAUACCUCAACUGUUACAAUAACAGAUCUUGCUACUAACCUAGCACUUGACGGAAAUGAUACAGUUCAGGAAGGUGAAAGAUACGCCGUGAACUGUUCUGGUAGACUGGCUUCGGAGGGAGGUGAACUUCACCUUUAUGUUCGAUCUUGGAAUGCUUCAGACUUCGUCAGGGCUACACAAGUUCCCUCAAUAAUAUUCAAUGAUGAUGACACGUGCUACCAAUCCAUAAAGAAGACCUACGACUUCUUCGCCGAGACUGCCCAGAAUGGUACAGAAUUCCAGUGCGUUGCCACCAAUGAUAAGCUGUCUUCCUACCAAAGCAGCAGUUCCAUCGAUAUGGUUGUAGACUUUGCAGGUAUUCCAUCCUUCAUAAACUUUAUUUUGAAAAACACUACUUGGGUCCCUGGGUACGAUAACAAAAACAGUCCAGAAUUUAAGGAUCUCGCCGGACAACUCGAACAUGAAACUGACUAUGUGUACAACAAAAGCCGAUUAAAGGAAAACUUCCAGAAAAGUAAAGUUAUUGGAUUUGAGCAAGAAGAAAGUGUCUUGGUCAAUAUGAUCAUAUUUAUAGAUAUAAAGAUUAUUAUCAUCGAUGGAAGUAACAAUGUUAUAUCAACUACAUUGACAUCCGCGGAUAUUGUGGACGCUUUUGUGGUGACACUUCCAGUGGUCGCUGUCGAUCUUCCAAACAAUGCUAUCUCAGGUGUAGACACCAACACUAUCACCGGAACAGUUGUUAUAACGGACCAUGCUGAUGAUUAUGACUGCAACACGAAGACUGAUGUCAUAUUUCUACUGGACGCAUCUGGAAGUAUCGGCUCUAAUAACUUUAGAACAAUGAAAUAUUUCAUACAAAACUUUACAGCAAAUGUUAAGUUGGGUCCAAAUGACAUUCAGAUCGGUGUAACAAAAUUUUCCUCCUCUCCAAGUUAUGAAUUUUGGCUCAAUGAACACUAUGGAGUAUUAACUCUGAAUCCGGCGAUAGGAAAUAUAUACUACACUGGAGGGGGAACAAAAAUAGCCGCUGGUUUGGAAUAUGUUUUGAAUAAUUCACUUAAAGUUGCCAAUGGAGCAAGACAGGACUCGAAGAAAGUAGUUAUUCUUAUGACUGAUGGACAGUCGGCUGAUAAUCCAGCAGCAGUAGCCACCACAAUGAGGAAUGCUGGCGUCCUUGUAGCAUGUGUCGGAAUAGGGAAUGGAAUUGAUAUGAACCAGUUAAACGAUAUCGCUUACAACUCUUCAUAUAUCUUUUUCGCGUCCAAUUUUAAUGUGCUUACACAAAUCAAAGAUACUGUGAAAAGAUCAUCAUGUAAAUUUGAUAACAACACAAGGAAAUAG
Molecule: messenger RNA, 7470 nt
Organism: Ylistrum balloti
Lineage: Eukaryota; Metazoa; Mollusca; Bivalvia; Pectinida; Pectinidae
Product: serine-rich adhesin for platelets-like
Exons: 28
Coding region: 1-7470 (2489 amino acids)
Source: RefSeq, a predicted model, not a curated record